Molecule: messenger RNA, 975 nt
Organism: Parathielavia appendiculata
Lineage: Eukaryota; Fungi; Ascomycota; Sordariomycetes; Sordariales; Chaetomiaceae
Product: HET-domain-containing protein
Exons: 4
Coding region: 1-975 (324 amino acids)
Source: RefSeq, a predicted model, not a curated record
AUGACCGUCGACCUGCCCACGCCGAAUGCAACUUCCAUCAAGGCCAGUAGCGGGAACCCCCCCCCGCGUUCGACUGCAUAUUGUUAUACUCCUUUGCCCGAGGGGUGCAUUCGCUUGCUACGGUUGAUGCCGCACCGAGACGAGGGUGCCCCGAUACAAUGCCAGCUCUUCGACUACACUUUCCUGGACUCAGGGAAAGGGACCCAUCUGUACGAGGCUUUGUCUUACGUAUGGGGCUCGGAAGAAAAGCCCCAUUCUGUGUCUACAGACAAGGGUGACCUUCCGGCCACAACAAAUCUUUACAUGGCACUGAAACGCCUUCGAGAUCACUCUUUGGACCGAAUCAUAUGGGUUGACGCCAUCGGCAUCAACCAAGGUGAUACGGAAGAGCGGAACCGCCAAGUUCAGUCCAUGGCGAAGAUCUACGCGAAAGCAAGCCGUGUCGUCGUGUGGCUGGAAGAGGCGACGACUGGCGGCGAUCGAGUGCACGGAGAGGCCACAACUGAUAGCGACCGAGCGCUCGAAGUAUUACGUGUGGCUGCAGAUCGCCAGACUACGAAGACCCUGUCUAGGGCGACGGACCAACAAGCAAUCCUUACGCUGCUUCAACGGUCGUGGUUCCAGCGUAUCUGGGUACUUCAGGAGGUUGCUGCGGCUCGGCAGGUCCUGAUCAUGUGUCAUACCGCAGAGAUUGACGGAUAUACGUUCUGCUCAGGUCUGAACAUCCGGUUUCGUUCGGUCGCGUACCUAAUAAAUGGCGCAAUCUUCCGACCUAAAUACGCGACGAGUCGCCCAGACAGGUUCUCUCUUGAUAUACGCCCUCUCGGAAAGCUGAUGGAUAUGUACCACAACCGCGAGGCUACGGAUUGUCGGGACAAGGUCUAUGCCCUGCUCGGCAUGAGCUCCGAUGAUUACAUCUCAACUGGCCUGUCGCCUGACUACGACAAGACCUCGUGGAAAGAGCUCUUUCAUUGA